UAGCAACACUGACAGCGCUAUACAUGAUUUACUUUGCCCGUUCAGUGAGAUUUGUAAAUAUAAGUUUAAAGAAUUUUUUCCAUGUCGAGUACUGUCGAGACGUCCCAGACUUGUAAUGAUGGGAAGUGGAAACUUUGGUGUCGCCUCUGCGCUAAAGAGGAUAUUCGAAAUAUUAAUGUAUUCUCAGAAGAUAAUCACACACCAGCGCCCCCAAUAUCCACAUGUAGCCACAGUAAACUUCUUGGCUUCAUAGAGAAGUUCUUUAGAGUUCGUAUUGCACAGAACGAAGAUUUGCCCCAUUGUCUUUGUACAUAUUGUAUUUCACUGGUUUCAACAUUGAUUAAAUUUUCUGAGCGCGUAAAAACUGCGCAAGAUAUGUACGACGCUAUUCAACAUUCUAAAUACCGAAAAACAUUGGAUUUGAAAGUGUUUCGAGAAAAGUUUAACUUACCUGAGGGCGAUUUAUUCAUAUUUAAUCUCGUGGAAGCAAAAUCAACCGUUGAAAAUAUAUUAGUCGAACCAGAUAUAUUGCUGCAAAAAUCAUUAGAUGAUAUUGUGAAAAAUGAAAUAAUAUCGGAUGAAGUACAAAAUGGAGUACAUUGCAAUGAGUUUGAAUGCAAAACUGAAUUUCAAGAUCCUCUUAGUGAUGUACUUGAAAACUUUGGUAGCGAAGUAGAAAGCAACCUUAAAGAGGACAUUAAUAUUAAAGUAGAUGAAGACGAGACAAUUGAUAAUUUUAAUGAACGAAAUAGUACAAGAAAGCUUAAAAGAAAAUUUAGAACAAGGUUACGUAGUUCUGUGGAAGAAUCAACAGAGCACAAGCACUUCUGUACCGACUGUUCAAUGCAGUUCCAACGUAUUUGCAACUAUCGCAUUCAUUUGAAGAAAAAACAUGGAAGGGAUUUGGAACCCUUGAAAUGCCCUAAAUGCCCUAGAUCCUUCGUUAGUAGAUUUAAUUUAGAUCGUCACAUAAAGACACACCUGCCUGUAUCGGAGAAGCGUAUAUUUCCAUGCCCACAAUGUGAUCGAAAAUUCCAAACAAAAAAUUAUGUAGCCACACAUAUAAAGUUUGUGCACGAAGAUAUUCGUCCGUUUAUCUGUGAAGAAUGCGGUGAAGGUUCUCGCACUGAAGGUGCAUUACGCGAGCAUAUGCUCACACACACUGACCUUGCGCCUUUUGAAUGUGAAGUAUGUAAGAAAGCUUUUAAAAAUGAGUCCCGCCUAAAGAAUCAUAUGGAGAUUCAUAGUGCCAGUAAACACAUCUGUAACGAAUGUGGCUUACAACUAAACUCACGUGUAACUUUAAAUCGUCACAUGCUUGUACAUUCUGAUAUAAUGCGUCACAAAUGUGAUUAUUGUGGGCGUGCUUUCAAACGUGCUAAGACCUUGAAAACUCAUUUAAUACUCCACAGCGGUCUAAAGCCAUAUUCUUGUGAAUUCUGUGAAAAGACGUUUACUAAUGGAUCAAAUUGCCGUACUCACAUGAAAAGGGCGCAUACUAAUGAAUUUGCUGCCUUAGAGGCGUCUGGUGAAAAAACUUACACGACAAACAUACCAAAAUUGGCAGUAUUGAAAAGAAUGAAAGUGAAACAUAGUAUCUAAAUAUUACUUAAAUAAAUGAAAUUGUACUCCAGAA
This is a messenger RNA of Anastrepha ludens (Mexican fruit fly), 1636 nucleotides long. RefSeq names its product gastrula zinc finger protein XlCGF26.1-like. The transcript is spliced from 3 exons. NCBI's taxonomy places the organism in Eukaryota, Metazoa, Arthropoda, Insecta, Diptera, Tephritidae. Gene Ontology annotation, molecular function: DNA-binding transcription factor activity; zinc ion binding; RNA polymerase II cis-regulatory region sequence-specific DNA binding. Gene Ontology annotation, biological process: regulation of transcription by RNA polymerase II. The record is from RefSeq and is a predicted model, not a curated record. Bases 82 to 1602 code for a protein of 506 amino acids. Gene Ontology annotation, cellular component: nucleus.